Molecule: messenger RNA, 1952 nt
Organism: Durotheca rogersii
Lineage: Eukaryota; Fungi; Ascomycota; Sordariomycetes; Xylariales; Xylariaceae
Product: Protoglobin-domain-containing protein
Exons: 3
Coding region: 713-1561 (282 amino acids)
Molecular function (GO): heme binding; oxygen binding
Source: RefSeq, a predicted model, not a curated record
CCCCGAUAUAAUCUAACCUCGAACGAAAUCAGGGAUGGGCAGCACUUUAUGCCACUCUUUCUCCCGUAUUGACGCCUUACAUAUCGCCGCGUGCACUUAGGUAUGAAGUGUGGACUCACUCCUAUUUCCUAAUUUCACGACAUGACGACAUGGUCCGCGCGCAACCCGCGGGCAUGGAUGGGCAAAGGUCGCGAGUUUUUGCAACCGCCGUGAUCGACAGAGGGCUGCUUGCUCGCCUUACAAAACAGCUCACUUCAGUCACGCCCGCGACGAGGAAAUUCGCUCCCCAGGAGGACCCGGCGCGAUCCUGCGAAUGAGAGGCAUCCCGAUUCCCGUUUCGUAAUGGGCCGAGUUAGCUUGUUGGUCGGUAAGUCAGCCCAGACCGAACGGGCCCGACGCCAUGGUUCGAUGGCCCCACGCAAGGUCAGACCAUCAUCACUUCAUCGCCCAGCGCGUCCCGGCGCUCAGCUCCAAGACCAUCCGGCUGAGUCUUCGUCUUAACCGCGCCGGCUGGUAUAUAAGCGAAUAUGGAAUUCGGAUCGGUGGCCAUCGUAGUUGCCGUCUUUCCCAUCUCAGCCUCUCUUCCAGCAUCGUAGAACGCACCCCUGCCCAAGAAAACCGGGUUUUGUAGUUGGCCUGUCGCGAGCAUCGAAUCCAAGAUCCUUCCGCUCCCAGAAUCCGUGCACGGCAACUGAUAAAGAGACGGGAAAACAUGGGGCCCUCCUCUCGUCCGAGACAACAUAUCGAUCGCAAAGAGCUAUACACCAACCUCGAGACACGAAUCCAAUAUCUGCAUUCUUUUAUCGACUUUAGUUCCAACGACAUUGAGGCGCUCAUUUCGGGUUCCAAGUACAUCAAGCAGCUGAUCCCGGCCAUCGUAAACAUCGUCUACCAGAAGCUGCUGCAGUACGACAUCACCGCCCGCGCGCUGGAGACGCGGAGUACGAGCUAUGAAGGCCCUGUCGACGACAACCUGAACGAGAACAGCCCGCAGAUCCUGCACCGCAAGAUGUUCCUGCGCGCAUACCUCGCCAAACUGUGUUCCGAUCCUAGCACGCUCGAAUUCUGGGAGUACCUCGACAAAGUCGGCAUGAUGCACACGGGACGGGGACGCGAGCACCCCCUGCACGUGGAGUACGUGCACAUCGGGGCGUGCCUGGCCUUCAUCCAGGACACGCUGACGGAGGCGCUGCUGUCGCACCCGCGGCUGCGGAUGGACAAGAAGAUCGCGCUGGUCAAGGCGAUCGGCAAGGUCAUCUGGGUGCAGAACGACCUGUUCGCCAAGUGGUACGUGCGCGACGGCGACGAGUUCGCCGACGAGAUGGAGCAGCAGAGGAUCGAGCCCGAGGGCUUCCUACACGGCAAGCGAAUACUCGACGACAUCGAGGAGGGCCUCCCCGCCGCCGGCACCUGCCCCUUCUCCGGCUUCUCCGCCGGUGCCAAGGCCGAGACUUGCAACGGCUGCGAGAAGGACGGGGAAAAGGAAGGGACCUGCGCCGGGACGUCGGUGGCGGCGGCGACGACAACUCUACCCAUACGAGAACACGUCGAGACGCAUUGAGCCACGACUGCGCGGCCGACGUGACCGCUGCGCUUCGAGGGGUAUUCUUUUGGGAGGAGAUUUCGUCUUUCGGUCCGGUGCCUGGGAGUGAGCGCAUGAGGCUGGGCCUGAGGACACGGGCAUCGAUUGAUUAGAGCUGGUUCAACAAAGCAUCAAGGGAGGCGAAGGGAGCGGCGUCAAGGGAAUUUUGUUGCUCGAGUUGGGUUCUCGGGAUGCAUCACGCAUUUAUGGACUGUAGGGAACAUCAUAACUCCUUCUAUAUAUACCUAUAUACCUAUACAUAUAUGAAGAUUACAAGAAAGGAUCACGGUUAAUGCCGACGACUUAGUGCUGGUGACGCACCUCGAGUUAGCGGCGAUCGUGGGAAAUGCGUCUCAGCACCGGGAUGUUU